Epithele typhae is the source of this 1212-nucleotide messenger RNA. RefSeq lists its product as uncharacterized. The record is from RefSeq and is a predicted model, not a curated record. The transcript is spliced from 5 exons. The coding region runs from base 1 to 1212 and encodes 403 amino acids. Lineage: Eukaryota; Fungi; Basidiomycota; Agaricomycetes; Polyporales; Epitheliaceae.
AUGUACUUCGAUUGGGAUUCGACCCUGGAUGACCCGGGCGCAGAGGAACGCUUUGACGACUACAUGAAAUCACGACGACGCCAGGACGAGGUCGCUUCUUCAGCAAGUAUUCCGAGGCCAUACCUCAAGCGCAUUGCUUCUUUGGAGGUGGUCCACACGCCUGCACCUACCAAGCGUAGCCGCAUCAACGUUCCCCUGACCGAUCUUGGUUCGAACUUCACAUCAACCCGGUCGGAGACCUCCAACCAAGUCCUCUGCGCUGGAAUUGAGAACCAGCCUCCGCCCAGCAACCGCGAGAACUCCGAGCCCGCCCCCGACUCGGAGCAGCACACCACCAGCGGUGGUACCCCUAAAACUCAUCCUCCCCAGGAGCGCAGACAAGCUCCUUCGCCGUCUCUUCAACCCGCCCCCGCCCUUUCCUCCGCCGCACCGAUCACUCAUGCUGAAACCAGCCAAUUUCUCAACGCCGCCGGCAGGCCCAUUCGGCGGUCACUCCGGAACCAUGCGCCGCCAGUUGCCGCUCCGCCAGUGGUCGCCCCAGCGCCAGCAGCUGGUCCUUCGAGAGCGAGGAGGGUGGUCCUGCGGGUAAGGACGCCCGCAACGCUCGUUCCGGCUCCAGACGCGUCCGAAGGCGAAUCCGAGGUCGAAGAUGCGAUGGAUGUUAUCGAUGAGGGAGAGGAGGACGAAAUUGAAGAACCUCACGACACUCAAAGGGCGAGGCGCGCUCGCCUCUCGCAGGAGCACAUGGAGAAGAAGCUCAUUCGCGGCCAGGGAGCCCUGUGUGGUGUGUUCGGCUGCAAGGUCGUCCUUUCGCCACACGACCUCGGCCGCGCGCGCGCGCACCUCGCGCAGAAGCACUACGGCGCCGAAGCGGGCAAGAUGCUUCCGGAGCCGCAAAACGCUCAGAAACACGGGAGAAACAAGCCCUGGCCGUGUUCUCGUUGUAACACGACGUUCAAGGACUUCACGUCUCUCCGGCGGCACCAUGAGUACAAGCAUCUGGGCUGGUCGUACCGCUGCCCUUCAUCAGGUUGCACGAAGACAUUCAGUCGGACGACUGGUAUUCCGAAGCACAUGAGAGGGGCGGACAUUGCUCUUGCGGCUCGUAUCGCGAAGGAGAAGCAGACAGGGAAGAAGAUCCGGAAGUGGAAGGGGAGGACGCUUGCUCCUCACAUGUCGCAUGCGCAGUACGAAGCUUGGAAGUGUUCCUGA